AUGAUUAAACAACAGCAACCACAGCAACUUAAGACACAAAGCACCCAGGUCCUUCAAACCAUUACAUACGCCAUAUAUGCAUAUAAUUCAAAGACGGCAGAACAAACGCAAAGGUUGAAAUAUGGAGAUUUGGAGAUAGUAUUGAAAAAUGACCAUUUCGAAUUCGUUUGCAAGGGUGGUGCAGUGAUAUCAAAUAUAAAAGAAAUUUUAUUUAUGAAUUCAAAAAUUAAAGGUAUAACGGAUGAUAUAACAUCAAUUCCACCAGAAGAACAAAGAUAUUACGCAUUAAAUGCAUUUCCUAAAGUUUUGAAGAUUGGAAGAUUUAAUUUAAAUGAGGAAUUCAUAAAAGGUUUCCUAAAUGACAUAAUGAAGAAAGCAGAUAAGGAAUAUGUGGAUAGUGAGUUAAAUAAGAAAGCAGAUAAGGAAUAUGUGGAUAGUGAGUUAAAUAAGAAGACAGAUAAGGAAUAUGUGGAUAGUGAGUUAAAUAAGAAAGCAGAUAAGGAAUAUGUGGAUAGUGAGUUAAAUAAGAAAGCAGAUAAGGAAUAUGUGGAUAGUGAGUUAAAUAAGAAAGCAGAUAAGGAAUAUGUGGAUAGUGAGUUAAAUAAGAAAGCAGAUAAGGAAUAUGUGGAUAGUGAGUUAAAUAAGAAAGCAGAUAAGGAAUAUGUGGAUAGUGAGUUAAAUAAGAAAGCAGAUAAGGAAUAUGUGGAUAGUGAGUUAAAUAAGAAGACAGAUAAGGAAUAUGUGGAUAGUGAGUUAAAUAAGAAGGCAGAUAAGGAAUAUGUGGAUAGUGAGUUAAAUAAGAAGGCAGAUAAGGAAUAUGUGGAUAGUGAGUUAAAUAAGAAAGCAGAUAAGGAAUAUGUGGAUAGUGAGUUAAAUAAGAAGGCAGAUAAGGAAUAUGUGGAUAGUGAGUUAAAUAAGAAAGCAGAUAAGGAAUAUGUGGAUAGUGAGUUAAAUAAGAAGACAGAUAAGGAAUAUGUGGAUGAAAAAGAUAAUGAAAUUAAAGAAAUGGUUGAAUGGUAUCAUGAAUGGACAUCAAAGAUUUUAAAAACUAAAGCUGAUACAGGAUGGGUUUCAGGAUGUUUAGACCUUAAAGCGGAUAAAACAUAUGUUAACGAUGAGUUAGAGAAGAAGGUAGAUAAGGAAUAUGUUAACGAUGAGUUAAUGAAGAAGGCAGAUAAAACAUAUGUUAACGAAAUAUACCAAAGUUUGAUAGGAACAAAAAAUAUUGAAACUAUUGUUGGUGACUUUUCUGUCAAUGAAGAAAAUAAAUAUUUUAGAUGGCAGUUUGUACACUCCUUAAAAAAUGGUAUACGGUGGAAACUCAUUCCGAAAAAUAACAAUGAAAUGUAUGUAAGUUAUAAAAAGAAUGAUGACACACAAGUUAAAGUUCCAUUAGACAACAACUGUUACUUAAACUUAUAUGGAGACGAACAAAAGAAAUAUUUAAGAGUUUAUGAAAUGGCAGAUAUGACAUUGCCUGACCCAGCUCCAGCACCAUAUUAUUAUGACUAUGGAGAUGAUGUCAGAACACCACA
Messenger RNA from Trichomonas vaginalis G3, 1535 nucleotides. RefSeq lists its product as uncharacterized. The transcript has a single exon. The record is from RefSeq and is a predicted model, not a curated record. The annotation marks the transcript as partial. Lineage: Eukaryota; Parabasalia; Trichomonadida; Trichomonadidae.